This is a messenger RNA of Penicillium subrubescens, 3741 nucleotides long. RefSeq lists its product as uncharacterized. Gene Ontology annotation, molecular function: protein binding. The record is from RefSeq and is a predicted model, not a curated record. NCBI's taxonomy places the organism in Eukaryota, Fungi, Ascomycota, Eurotiomycetes, Eurotiales, Aspergillaceae. The transcript has 6 exons. Bases 1 to 3741 code for a protein of 1246 amino acids.
AUGGAUCCUUUCAGCCUCACUGUUAGCAUACUUUCAGCCGCAGAUGUUGCCGCUCGGGUGACCACUGGGAUCAUCGGCUACCUCAGGAACGCCAGACAUGCGUCGGCCGAAAGGGCGCUCCUAGCGAAAGAAGCCGCAUCUCUUCUUGUUCUUUUAGAAAACGUUCGGGCGGGGAUCCGAACGGAGUCUUUGAACCCAGACGCCAUUGCCCACCAAGCCGCUCUGGUUCAACAAUUUCAAGAUGCCUGUGAUGAUCUUGCCGCUACACUCGGGUUUGAUCCAAGUACCGAAAGUUUGACAGUGGGGAGUCAAUAUUGCGAGCUACGCACUAAGGCCAAAUGGUUUUCGACAAAAAAGGAAGUCUACGCUAUUCUUGAGCGCAUUUCGAGGAUAGAGCAACAUGCAAACACUAUCUUGUUAACACAGCAGAGGGAGCUGCUGGGGCAUCUCGACAAAAGGGCGCAAAGCGCGGAGAUGAAGCAACUGAAGAAAUCCGUCUUGAAUUGGUUGAGUACUUUGCAGCCUGAACAAGAUCAUCUUACUACAUCGUCACAAAUACCAGAGGGAUCGGGCAAAUGGUUUCUUGACUUACCAGAGUUGAUUGAUUGGUUCUCUGGGGAAGUGAGAUUACUAUGGUGCUACGGAAUUCCUGGUGCCGGGAAGACUGCUAUUGCAUCAAUCAUUAUCGAAGAGCUUCCUAAGCUGGCCAGACAGAAGUCCAAUGUCGGUAUCGCAUUCAUGUACCUGAAAUACGACCAGCCGGACCAGACAUUUGCAAACGUCAUCGGCAGCCUUCUGCAACAGCUACUAGCACCUGAUGGCGUCCAGCUACCGAACUCCCUUCAAAGGGAAUUUGAGGCAUCAAGGGCUCCGACUGCUGGAGACAUGAUGGCGCCGAAGGUUCUACUGCGGGAAAUGAAGGAUGCGAUACAGCUCUACCACCAGGUAUUUAUCGUCGUCGAUGCCAUUGACGAAUGUCGUGAUCAGUUCCGCUGGCAGUUGGUAGAAGCACUUCAACGCCUUGAUUGCCAUUUAAUCGUGACCUCUCGACUUCCUGAGAACACAGACGAAGCAUUGGACAACUUCAAACGUAUUGAGAUAAGAGCAAACAGGCAAGACAUCGAAGUAUACAUCGACCAAGAGAUAGAGGCAGAUCAUCGGGGACUACUAAAAUUUGUGACUCGACGUCCGUCAUUGCGCCAAGAAAUCAAGACUGCAGUGGUAAAGACUGCAGAGAAAAUGUUUCUGCUUGCUCGGCUCCAUGUCGAUGCCUUGAAAACUGCACUCACUGUCAACAAUGUCCGAGAAAUUCUCAAAUCUCUACCUGAUGAUCUCGAUGAAACAUACGACAAAGCAGUGAAACGAAUUGACUCGCAGCCUUCGUACCACAAGACAACUGCUCAUAAGGCCCUUGGCUGGUUGACCUAUGCAUUCCGUCCCCUGUCACUCAUGGAGCUCCAGCAUGCCUUAGCUAUAGAGCGUGGGGUGGACUUCGAUGAAGAUGAUAUAGUUGAAGCACAACACAUUAUCAAAAUCUGUGCUGGCCUUGUCACUGUCGAUAUCAACACAAAAAAGGUCAACUUGGUUCACUUCACCACAAAAAAAUACUUCGAUCAGCGCCGCCAACAGUAUUUCCCCGACUUCCACGAACUCAUUACUAUGAGCUGUGCAAUGUACCUUUCACUACCAACUCUUCGCGAGGCAACACUCUGGACGAUAGCGAGUGAUUACCCACUGGCGUGUUAUGCUGCUCAGUACAUGGGCGGACAUGCUCGCGAGAGCCCCGAAGUGUCACUCAAACCAGCAGUACUCGAGGAGUUGUAUCUACUCUUAUCGGAACCAAAUAAGAGAAAGCCACUUCUUGCCUUGCUGGAUGGGCUGGAUCUGAUCAAGUACGGGGCUUACUCCACGGCAGAAGCGGCAAAUAGCCCCGGAAAAGCUGAUGCCAUCGAGGAUUCAUCGCACUCCGGGAUAAGCACCUCGCAGGCCAGCCUCAAAGUGGUGAAGGGUACCGCCAACAUGUCAAGUACAGACUUCGUAGAAAUAUCGAAAGACAAAGCGAGGUCUCCGCGGUCGCUAGAAGUCACAGCUCUGCAUGUUGCUGUCUCUAUGGGCCUAACAAAUGUUGCGGCAAGAUUGCUGAAUGACACACUCGAUAUUGACGCUGUGGAUGAGUCCGGGAAAACACCUCUGGCGGUGGCGAUGGAAAAAGGCUUUGAGAAGGCGGUCGAGCUUCUGAUCAAAAGCGGCGCCCAAGUGGAUCUACGGACCGCGCACGGCAGGGGUAUACUUUUGCUUGCCGCGGAGAGAAACUGGGCUGGUGUCCGAAAGUUGAUCGUCGAACAAGCUUCGAAUUCGACUAGUACGGACCCAAACGUGGUACUGCUCAUCGCAGCCGAUUCUAACAGCCCAGAGAUUAGAAUUGCAGCUGAUCGAGUCCGGGAAAGCACCUGCAACCGAGAUGAGAAUAUUAUAGAGACUGCAUUUUUCCUCAGCGUCGAGCUAACCCAUCUGGCGGCGGUAGAGGCGUUGACACAAUCAGGUGUGGAUGUUAACGCGAAGGAUCACACUGGGCAAACGGCGUUACAUCGCGCGACUAGAUGCGAGAGCGAAUCGAUGAUCAGAGCCCUUAUAUCAUCUGGCGCAGAAGUUGACGAAAAAAAUGACAGCGGAAAGACUCCAUGGCGCGCAAACAUACGCCAUUCCAAAAGGGAGAUCCUGGACCUGCUUCUCGCCCUCGGAGCAAAUCCUAACACCACAGGGACUGGUGGUGAAAGUGAACUUUAUACUGCUGCUGCAGGUGGUGAUACCAAGAUAGUCGAAUACCUUUUAAGAAGCGGGGCCAAUCCAUCCAUCAAAACAUUCUACGAUUGGGCUCCCUUGCACUGGGCGGCGCAUAACGGUCAUGUUGAAUGUGUUCAGCUGCUGAUUCAAGCCGGGGCAGACGUGAACGCUGUCUCCGACCAGACCAAGACACCCCUCGACAUGGCUCUCAGCUGUAAUCAUGACGUGAUUGCAGCGCUAUUGGUUGCAAAUGGCGCAAAGCGUAACAACGACUUACACAGAUCGAACAAUGCAAUGACGCAUUCAUUGGAACUAUCCUCAACGGUCGCACCCGCUAAGGACAGUUCAGUGGAGAAAAAAGUGACUUUCAUCUUCGACCAGCCACUCGAUGAAGGAUAUCAAUAUGGUCAAUCUAUUUACGCCUCAGGAGGCACAGAAAGCAUGCCGAAUUGUCGGCCAUAUCAAAUUUCCCACCGCCUGUCCGCUGUGACUGACUCCCUCGGUAUCCGAAGGGCCGAAAGACGCCUGGGAAUGGCUGAAUACCCCUUCCCACCAGAGAACUUUUCACGAGAAAACGUGCUUUACGACAUUGAGCGCAAGGACCUUGACUGUCCUGGGCUCAAGCUGCGUGCAAAUCCCGAUAGUCCUUUAGAAGGAGAUCUCACCAUCCGCCGAAAUUGGGCUGGAAACUGGCAAGUCUAUCAUGAGGAUCCACAAGGUACCAGGAGUAUGCUCUUCCGUACGAUUGAAGCCAACUGGGAAUCUCCAAAUCCGGACGAUCAGUGUAGUUGGAAUGAUAAGAACGGGUCACUUCUGGCGACUAGCACAGCGUGGACAAUCACAUUUGCAAGUGGGCUAGUCAAGCCAACGGUGGACAUUCUGGUGUCGUGCUGGGUUGCGAAGUUAUGGUCGGAGAAUUUGACUCGCCAGGAGCAGGAGGCUCCGAAGAGGGAUUAA